CCCUUUUCCGUCCCUCUGGGACUCGCACGGCAGCUGUCAUCCUCAGCGCUGCAACCACACUCCGAGACGGGCCCUGUGGACACUUUGUGCCUGGCUUAUCAACGCUUCGUCUAGCUCUCUGCAGCACGUCGAGGGACUGCCGACCUCUCCCAGCAUCAGUCUAGGUCCAUGCCCCGGAGUGACUGACGACGGUCCUGUUACGAUUUCUUCGCUCGUUUUAUCACGCCUAUUGCAACGACUCUACUUUCCAUUUAAUCUUCUAAUACCCCUAUUUGAACCAUGUGGGAGAAGCUGGGCCUCGUGGCCCGCGCUGCGAACGACAAUGGGAUCCCCUCCAUUACCGACCCGUGGCCGACCAAGGAUAUCGUCUACGUGGCCAUCGUCGGUACCGUUAUGCUGGCAGCUUUGCUUGAGUGGUUUCUGUGGCUCGCGGCCUUCUUGUACUGCCUUGUCAAAGUCUUCCAAAAAGCCGAAACCGUCAGCGUCAGGAUUCUUGCCGUCAUCAUGAUGAUUCUCUUCUUCGCCUUCCGUGCCAUCUUCCUGCCCAUCAUGGUCGUCACACUUCCGCUGCCUCCGCAAGUCACCCAGUACUUCCCCCAGGACAUGGUCAGCUUCCUGCAAUGGUUCGCAUUCUGGUCGUUCGCCGGUCUUCUGACCAUUCCAUGGUUGCUGUGCGUCUACCAACUCGUGACCCAUUCCGUUGGCCGGAGCAGGAGGAUCAAGACUGUACUGGACGAGGCUUCGGCGCCCAAGGUCGUCAUUGUCAUGCCUUGCUACAAAGAAAUUCCCGAAAUUCUCCUCCGUACCGUCGACUCGCUCGUCGACUGCGAUUAUCCCCCUUCGUGCCUGCACAUCUUCCUUUCCUUCGAUGGUGACCAGGAGGACGAGUUGUACCUGAACACGAUUGAGAAGCUCGGCGUCCCGCUUACCCUGGAUUCCUACCCCAAGUCGAUCGAUGUCACCUACCGCAGCUGCCGUAUCACCGUCUCUCGCUUCCCUCACGGAGGAAAGCGUCAUUGCCAGAAGAGGACCUACAAGCUCAUCGACAAGAUCUACACCGAGUAUCUCAAGCGCAACGACAACCUGUUCGUUCUCUUCAUCGAUUCCGACUGUAUCCUCGACAAGGUUUGCAUUCAGAACUUUGUGUACGAGAUGGAGCUCAAGCCCGGAAGCAAGAAGAACAUGUUGGCCAUGACCGGUGUCAUCACCUCGACAACGGAAAAGAACUCGCUCAUCACGCUUCUGCAGGACAUGGAGUAUAUUCAUGGUCAGCUCUUCGAACGUUCCGUUGAAUCCGGCUGUGGUGCCGUCACUUGUCUUCCCGGUGCUCUCACGAUCUUGCGCUUUUCGGCCUUCCGGCGCAUGGCCAAGUACUACUUUGCAGACAAGGCCGAGCAGUGUGAGGAUCUCUUCGACUACGGAAAGUGCCAUUUGGGUGAAGAUCGCUGGCUCACCCACUUGUUCAUGAUUGGCGCCCAGGAGCGGUAUCAAAUCCAGAUGAAUACGGGAGCAUUCUGCAAGACCGAAGCCGUGCAGACCUACCGGUCUCUGCUCAAGCAGCGUCGCCGGUGGUUCCUGGGUUUCAUCACCAACGAAGUCUGCAUGUUGACAGAUAUCCGUCUAUGGAAGCGAUACACUCUGCUCUGUCUUGUGCGUUUCAUGCAGAACACGAUCCGCACCACCGCCCUGCUCUUCUUCAUCAUGGUCAUUUCGCUCAUCACCACCUCCCAGAAGGUCUCCAACCUCCCUGUCGGAUUCAUCGCCAUCUCGCUCGGCCUGAACUGGGUUCUUAUGCUCUACUUUGGUGCCAAGCUGGGCCGCUAUAAGAUCAUGCUCUACCCCAUCAUGUUCGUCAUCAACCCCUUUUUCAACUGGAUGUACAUGGUCUACGGCAUCUUCACCGCCGGACAGCGUACUUGGGGAGGCCCUCGUGCCGAUGCCGGUGCCGCUGAUGCGCAGACGACCCCCCGAGAGGCUAUCGAGAAAGCCGAAGCUACUGGCGAUGAUCUCAAUGUCGUUCCGGAAACGUUCAAGCCCGCCGCAGAGAGCCACAAGCACCGUCCCGCGCCAGUUCCCCUGCAACCUGCCGACAAUCUGGAAGGUCGUUUCGCGCCUGCCGAGAGGCUGCCAGGUGGCUGGUACCAGCAACCCAACGACUCUGGCCUCACGCUUCCGAACACAUUGCCGCGCAACCCCAACGUUCCCAAUGUUCCUCUGCACCCCCGCUCGUCCAUGGAUUCCUUCGUCUCCGGCGUCUCCGUCAACAACUCCAUCUACAUGCCUCGCCGCGUCGAGAGCUUCAUGGACCCCGAAGAUGCCCGCCUAUACCACAAGACACAAGCAAACCAAAAACCCGCAGGUGGCGCAUAUUUCGAGGCGGACCGCGCCCACAACUCCCCCUACCAUGGCAAGACGGGUGGUCACGAGUCAACCGAAUCGCUCUCCGAUGAUUCCUUUUACUACUCCAAGAACCAGCAGAACCGUCCUCCUCACUCGCGCGGUAACAGCAAUCAAAGCAACCUGGAUCCCUACUCUCCAAACGGUAGCUCGCCACUCUCCGCGGAGUUCGGCGCGCCCAACCUCGAAGUGCCCAAGCGUACCCAUAGUCCGCUAGGCCAGCGCGACUCGUCCGGCUCCUACAGCUCGACACAGCAACAGCGGCAAGGCCGCAGCCCCCUCGCUCGCCAGAGCUUCGUCCGCACAGCCCCAGGCGACAACCAGGGCAUCGAGCUCCAGCAGCACAGCUUGCUUCGCGACGUAUCACCCGCGCCGCUUGGCUCGCCUGGUUUGGAAAGGCCCCCACCGCCGCACACCGGCCACGAGCGGAGCGCAUCCCGCGACUCGGAAAAGAAGAGGAGAAAUAGACUGACGAAGGAGCCUCCGAAGAAAUAGGUUCGCACUGUGACUGCGUAGCCAUCUUGGACACGCGGAGAUGAGCUUUCCUUUCUUCAGCAAUGCACGAAA
This is a messenger RNA of Westerdykella ornata, 2964 nucleotides long. RefSeq lists its product as uncharacterized. Lineage: Eukaryota; Fungi; Ascomycota; Dothideomycetes; Pleosporales; Sporormiaceae. Bases 280 to 2892 code for a protein of 870 amino acids. The record is from RefSeq and is a predicted model, not a curated record. The transcript has 3 exons. Gene Ontology annotation, molecular function: chitin synthase activity. Gene Ontology annotation, cellular component: cell periphery; cell septum.